Molecule: messenger RNA, 315 nt
Organism: Diversispora eburnea
Lineage: Eukaryota; Fungi; Glomeromycota; Glomeromycetes; Diversisporales; Diversisporaceae
Source: the annotation of a GenBank genome assembly
AUGGCCAAGAAUGUAUCGGAAUCACUUGAAACUAUUGAAUUAAUAAUGGAUUAUGAAAAUCCAUGGAUAUUUAGUGCUAGUAGUUUAAGAAAACUGUUUGAAGGGUGGUGUUGUAAAGGAGGAGGAGGAAAUAGAAAGAUUAUUGUAAAGCGUCCAGGACCGCCACUAUUUAAAUUAAGUGAUGAACAUUUUAAAGUUAUUGAAGACUAUGGAGUUCAAUUUGAUAUACUAGGAUCACGGAAGAAUAUGACGUAUACCUCACCUAUUCCAAUUAAUAGUUAUCAUGGAAUAGCAUUAGUUCACAUUACGAAGUAA